AUGGCAGAAAGGGUGUGCCACGGGGACACUAUUCGAGUUAAAGUCAACAACCAACUAGCAGAUGGAGGAGAUAUAGCCAUUCACUGGCAUGGCAUACAUCAAUUCCAGACCGUUUGGAUGGACGGCGUCGCAAUGAUCACGCAAUGCCCCAUACCAUUCGCAACGUCAUUCGUGUACAAAUUCGUGGCAGACCCGCCUGGUACCCACUGGUGGCACUCUCAUACGGGCGUUCAGCGUGGGGAAGGAAUGUACGGGCCUCUGAUUGUUCGCUCCCCGAAAACAAUUGAAAGUAACAGUAACUUGUAUGAUGUUGAUAUUUUAGACCAUGUUAUGAUUAUUUACGAUUGGACAAGCAACCUAGUAUUCGAUAACUACGUUUCAUCUAUUACAGGCGCACUUACUUAUCAACAUACGUUAUCAAUACUGAUUAAUGGUAAAGGACGAAAUUCUCAAUAUUAUUAUUAUGAUGAAGCCAACGAUAAAGAUGUCUAUACACCUAGGUCUGUGUUUGAAGUAGAAGAAGGGCUCAGGUAUCGUAUGCGCAUUAUUAAUAGUGCAUUUGGUGAUUGUAACGUCCAAAUAACCAUUGAGGAUCAUCCAAUGACUAUUAUUGCUACAGAUGGAUAUGAGAUCCAUCCAGUCACAGUCGACUCUCUUAUUGUUGUUCCGGGUGAAAGGUUCGAUAUUGUUAUAGAAGCAUCCCUUAAGCCGUCUUCAUACUGCAUAUAUCUAAAUCCAGUUCCCAACAUCCUGUGUGAAACAAAUAGCUCCGCCAUUCUGAAGUACAGGUCGGCGGAAAUUGUGGACUUGAAUUGUGACCUAGGCUACAGAGGUAAAACUGUAUUUACCUCGAUGCAGAUACAUAACAUCAAUGAGGAUCUCAACAGGGAUGAUUACUACACGUUCAAUGAUACACAGUCAUACGAACCAGUUGAUCCAGAUUUAGAAAAUGUUGAUGAGAUGUACUACAUGACGACAGAUUGGGUAAUAUUUCAUUUCUCAUCAAAUUCGCAAAAUUCCACAAAUCAUACGUACCCACGUAUGCAAAUAAACAACGUAGAGUUCAAACUACCGGAAAAGCCUUUCAUCUCAUCUUUGGAUACGAACGUGGAUAUUUGUCAGCCGGGUGUGAAUAGCAGUUUAUUUGAUUAUUGCAGGAUGCAUAUGUGUCACUGUACGAAUGUUAUUAAGCUGAAGAUUGGCAAGGUGGUAGAGUUGGUUUUGUUUGACACUAUGAAUGUAGCGCCUCACCCGAUGCAUAUGCAUGGCCAGUCAUUUCGAGUCCUUGCUCAAGAAGCCACCGAUUCUCAUUUAACUUUAGAUGAUGUCAAAGAAUUGGAUAAACAAGGUAAAAUAAAUCGAAUUCCUGUAGAAAGAUCUGUUAUUAAGGAUACAAUGAAUUUACCAAAGAAUGGUUACGCUGUCAUUCGAUGGAAGCCAGAAAAUCCGGGUUAUUGGUUCUUCCAUUGUCACGUUGAUUACCACGGACUGGGUGGAAUGACUAUCGUAGUUCAAGUCGGUGAUGAUGAUGAGAUUCCAAAACCACCGAAAGAUUUCCCGUCUUGUGGACCCUGGUCACCUGAUUAAAUUUUGACAGCCUUUAACGUCCCAGUUGAACGAUGUAAUUGGUUAAAUUAAUAAAGUUCUACUGACACAGUGACGGUACUAGGAUAAAAAUGUACAAUACCUCUUGCAUUGAACUUAAACUGUCUGUAGUAAAAAGCACAGAAAAAAAAAUCAAACAUUUAAUUGUGAUGUUCUAGUUUAUCAGCAAAAAUUGUGCUUGUUUCGUCACUACAGCUUUUGCGAUUGCGCCGCCAAGGUAAACCCAGGCACAGAGGGCCGUCCUCCAUCCACAGAGUACGUAACGCCAGAAGCUAGGCGCUUGAGACUGAUUGUUCGUCAGACUACCACCGACAAUCAGCAGGACGAUGGGUCGUAGCGUCGUCAACGCCCGCAGAAGCAGAGAAGUCGCUUAACUGACGGUCGUGUGACCGUCGUACUACGCUGUGCAUAUCCCGAUUAUUCUAAUUGACUUGUCGCAUUAUAUUUAAGAUUAUGAAAAUUUAUCUAGAUGUUUUGCAUUUAGGCUAUGUUCUCACACGGUAGCUAACUGUUAGCAGGAUCCGGAUCCUGCUAACCGUUAGCUGCCGUGCGUCCUUACGAGUAGAUCCCGAUCCCGAUACCAAGAAUAUGAUGAUCGAAUCACUGGCCAAUAAGAAACUGGAAAUUGUAAACGCGUACGUGUGAUUGGUUAAUGAUAGAAACGAGCUCAACGUGCUAACCGAAAGCGCUUGCUAACCGUCACGGUAUCCGGAUACCGCUAACGGUUAGCUAAUCGCUAACCUAUAUGGCGUUCUCACAAAGGUGCUCAGUUAGCGCUAACGGUUAGCUCCCGAUCCGGAUACUAGGGCUCUCGUGAGAAACAGGCUACAGGCUUACAUUUGUUUUUAUUUUUAAUUGAUGUAAAUGUUAUAAAUUGUUUUUCAUGUAUUACGAAGUGAUAAAUUUGUAUUUUUUUGCACAAUUCUGUUACAUUUAGGUACCGGUAAUUAAGUCUGAAACGGUCCAUUAAAAAAUACAGUAGGCUCUCUGUGGGAGUUUUGUGUCUACUGCUUGACAUGC
This is a messenger RNA of Anneissia japonica, 2625 nucleotides long. RefSeq names its product oxidoreductase OpS5-like. The transcript has 7 exons. Gene Ontology annotation, cellular component: plasma membrane. Gene Ontology annotation, biological process: iron ion transport. The record is from RefSeq and is a predicted model, not a curated record. Bases 1 to 1587 code for a protein of 528 amino acids. Gene Ontology annotation, molecular function: oxidoreductase activity; copper ion binding. NCBI's taxonomy places the organism in Eukaryota, Metazoa, Echinodermata, Crinoidea, Comatulida, Comatulidae.